GAGCAAAUUGAGUCUUUAUUAUGCUUGGAUUCACCAGGUGUUUGCUGUGUAGGUAUUUGGGGCAUGGCUGGUAUUGGCAAGACCACCCUUGCUGAUGCUGUAUUUCAAAGGCAGUGGCAGUCCUCUAAAUUUGAAGCUUGUUGUUUUCUCGCAAAUGUCAGGGAGAAAUCAGAAAAAACGGAUGGACUAAAUGACUUGCGAAAUACACUUGUUCAUGAAUUAUUAAAGGAUAAAUAUGUAAAUAUCAACACUCCGUCUAUACCGGCUAAUAAUAUUCUAAUUAGGCUCAGGCGUACGAAGGCGCUCAUUGUUCUUGAUGAUGUGAAUGCUCGAAAACAACUAGAAUAUCUUGUUGGUGAUGAUGAUCGGUUUUGCCAAGGAAGUCGAAUCAUUAUAACUGCUAGAGAUAAAGGCCUACUACUUGAGCAAAAAGUUGACCCUGAAAAGAUAUACAAUGUUGAGGGAUUAGGUUCUGAUGAAGCUCUCCAGCUUUUUCAUUCGCAUGCUUUUCAUGGAAAUAAGUCUCCAACAAUAGAUUACAAUGAGUUCUUGUCAAGAGAGGUGGUGGAUUAUGUUAAGGGCAAUCCAUUAGCUCUUAAAGUUAUGGGGUCCUUGUUCCGUCGUUGCACGAGCAAACAAGAGUGGGAAGCGCAAUGGAACAAAUUGAAACGAUUUCCAAACGAAGAUAUCGAUCGAGUGUUGAGAAUAAGUUACGAUGGAUUAGGAAUACAUGAGCAGGAGAUAUUUCUUGAUAUAGCAUGUUUUCUCUGUCUUCAAGAAGGUCAUGAGAGGAAGUAUGUAAAAGAAUUAUUAGAUAGUCGUGAUUUCCAUGGGGAAGCGGGAAUCAAUCAUCUUAUUGAUAGGUCUCUCAUAUCAAUUUCAAAAGGAGGACGGAUAGAGAUGCAUAAUUUCGUGCGACAAAUGGGUAGGGGAGAUGGACAUGUUCAAGCCAUAUCCUUUGACUUGUCUAAGAUUGAAAUGCUACGCUUGGAGUUGGAACAUGCAAGCUUCGAAAAGAUGCAUCAACUGAGAUCACUACGUGUCUGUAAUAAUCGUCCAGUAAUUGGUUCUCUUGAUCUUCCCAAUUCUCUUAGAUAUCUUGAAUGGAGCGCAUAUCCUUUGAAAUCUUUGCCAUCAAAAUUUUCUGCUCAAAAUCUUGUUGUCCUUAGUAUGUCGGGCAGUGAAGUUGGGGGGCAACUUUGGAAUCAAGACCAGGCAAAAGCUAUGCUCCAGUGUAUAUGCAGAUUGGAUGCAAGUACAACUUCAAAACUAGUAAUGGUGAAAGCCACGAAGUCAACCAUCUGCUCCCUAAAAAUGUCUUUGCAAAUUGCAAGCAGUGAUUCUCUUGAGGUGGUUUUGUGGUGGUAUAAUAAUGAAUUUGAAGUAGUAGAGGGAGCUUGA
This is a messenger RNA of Prunus avium (sweet cherry), 1401 nucleotides long. NCBI's taxonomy places the organism in Eukaryota, Viridiplantae, Streptophyta, Magnoliopsida, Rosales, Rosaceae. The record is from RefSeq and is a predicted model, not a curated record.